AGUAGAUGAUAGGGAGGGGCGGGUCUUGGGAACCGUCUUGUGGUUGGGGGGUGGGGGGGAAAGAUGGCGGAGCUCAUGCUCCUCAGUGAGAUUGCGGAUCCGACGCGUUUUUUCACCGACAACUUGCUGAGCCCGGACGACUGGGACAGCACCUUGUACACCGGUCUUGAUGAAGUGGCUGAGGAGCAGACUCAGCUCUUCCGCUGCCCGGAGCAGGAUGUCCCGUUUGAGAGCAACUCCCUGGAUGUGGGGAUGGAUGUCAGUCCCCCUGAGCCCCCCUGGGACUCCCUGCCUAUUUUCCCAGAUCUUCAGGUGAAGUCUGAACCAUCCUCCCCCUGCUCCUCUUCCUCCCUCAGUUCUGAAUCAUCACAUCUUUCCACAGAGCCCUCCAGACAGGCCCUCGGUGUAAGGGAGGUGUUAGUUGUAAAGACGGAAUCCUUGGCACCCCCACUCUGCCUCCUGGGAGAUGAUCCAACAUCCCCAUUUGAAACCAUCCAGAUCAGCGUGGGCCCUAGCUCUGAUGAUCCCACAGAUGUCCAGACCAAGAUAGAACCUGUCUCCCCGUCGUCCUCCAUCAACUCUGAGGCUUCCUUGCUCUCAGCUGAGACCCCCAACCAGGUUUUUAUAGGAGAUGAGGUACUGGAAGUGAAGACAGAGUCUCCAUCCCCUCAAGCAUGUCUCCUGCAGGAUGUCCCAAGCCCCCCACUUGGAACUGUCCACAUCAGCAUGGGCACAUCCCCUGAUGGCUCCUCAGGCAAAGCCCUGCCGGCCCGGAAGCCACCACUGCAGCCCAAACCUGUGGUGAUAACCACUGUCCCGAUGCCACCCAGAGCUGUGCCUCCCAGCACCACCAUCCUUUUGCAGCCCCUUGUCCAGCCACCCCCAGUGUCCCCAGUUGUCCUCAUCCAAGGUGCUAUUCGAGUCCAGCCUGAGGGGCCAGCCCCUGCUGCUCCACGGCCUGAGAGGAAGAGCAUUGUUCCGGCUCCUAUGCCUGGGAACUCCUGCCCACCUGAAGUGGAUACCAAGCUACUGAAGCGGCAGCAGCGAAUGAUCAAGAACCGGGAGUCCGCCUGCCAAUCGCGGAGGAAAAAGAAAGAGUAUCUGCAGGGGCUGGAGGCUCGGCUGCAAGCCGUGCUGGCUGACAAUCAGCAGCUCCGCCGGGAGAAUGCUGUCCUCCGGCGGCGGCUGGAGGCCCUGCUGGAAGAGAACAGCGAGCUCAAGUUAGGGUCUGGAAACAGGAAGGUGGUCUGCAUCAUGGUCUUCCUUCUCUUCAUUGCCUUCAAUUUUGGGCCUGUCAGCAUCAGUGAGCCUCCUCUGGCUCACGUCUCUCCUCAGAUGAGUGGAGAGCAGCCUCGACCCCGGCGACACUUGCUGGAGUUCUCAGCACAGGAGUCAGUUCUUGGAGUUGAAGCCCUCCGGGGCUCCUCCCUGCGACCCGAGGAGUCCCAGCCCAGCCCCGCAGGCCGGCCAAGUUUCAGGAACCUGACAGCCUUCCCCGGGGGCACCAGGGAGCUGCUGCUGAGAGACCUGGACCAGCUCUUCCUCUCCUCUGAUUGCCGGCACUUCAAUCGAACCGAGUCUCUGAGGCUUGCUGAUGAGCUGAGUGGCUGGGUCCAGCGCCACCAGAGGGGCCGGCGGAAGGUCCCCCAGAGGGCACAGGAGAGACAGAAGUCGCAGCUAUGGAAGAAGUCUCCUCCAGUUAAGGCAGUCCCCACCCAACCACUGGGGCCCCCAGAAAGGGAUUCUGUGGGCCAGCUACAGCUGUAUCGCCACCCAGACCGUUCACAGCCAGAGUUCCUGGAUGCAAUUGACCGACGGGAAGACACAUUUUAUGUUGUGUCCUUCCGAAGGGACCACUUGCUGCUUCCAGCCAUCAGCCACAACAAGACCUCUCGGCCCAAGAUGUCCUUGGUGAUGCCUGCCAUGGCCCCAAAUGAGACCCUGUCAGGCCGGGGGGCCCCAGGGGACUACGAGGAGAUGAUGCAGAUCGAGUGUGAGGUCAUGGACACCAGGGUGAUUCACAUCAAGACCUCCACGGUGCCCCCCUCACUCCGAAAGCAGCCGUCUUCGACCCCAGGCAAUGCCACAAGUGGGCCCCUGCCAGUUUCUGCAGCCAGCCAGGCCCACCAGGCCUCCCGUCAGCCCCUCUACCUCAGUCACCCCUGACCUCUGCAACUUACACCGACUUAGAGAUGGGGGGUGGGAGGUAGGGGUGACCAAAUGGGACUGUUGCUGAGUUCCCAGAUCCCCGGGCUUGGGGCAAUUGGUAAAGGAAAAACAGUGUGGGGGUUAAGCACUUAUUUGAGGGUGAGGGUCCUCACCUCUCUUCUUGCCCCCUUUAGAAUAUAGGGCCCCUCUCAUUUCUCUGAACCCCCAGUCCCCGCUUCUUUCUUUGAGGGUACUGAGUGAAGUUUAAGGAUGCAUGGGCUCCUGCAUACUCCUUAUUCUUUGUUUCUCUGGGGGGAGGUGGGAAUUUAGUCCCCAGGCGGGACAAGGGAUGUUUUUACAUUUUGGCGCUAGUUGCUGGGAGUAAAGGAAGGGUGGUGGAGGGAGAUCAGGUUUAUGUAUGUGCAUAUUUUUCUUUUUAAUAAUAAAUAAACAACUUGGAGGGAGUUGAA
Manis pentadactyla (Chinese pangolin) is the source of this 2618-nucleotide messenger RNA. It is a transcript of the gene ATF6B, whose product is annotated as activating transcription factor 6 beta. Gene Ontology annotation, biological process: regulation of transcription by RNA polymerase II; endoplasmic reticulum unfolded protein response. Gene Ontology annotation, molecular function: DNA-binding transcription factor activity, RNA polymerase II-specific; RNA polymerase II cis-regulatory region sequence-specific DNA binding. Bases 64 to 2166 code for a protein of 700 amino acids. The transcript has 18 exons. Lineage: Eukaryota; Metazoa; Chordata; Mammalia; Pholidota; Manidae. Gene Ontology annotation, cellular component: nucleus. The record is from RefSeq and is a predicted model, not a curated record.